CGCUUGGAGAGGCAGGCGCGCGCGCAGCGGCGUGACUCGCAGGGCUUUGGCUGCAGGGGCGAGAGGGGCUUCGCGGAGCCUGCUGCCUCGGGGUGCAAGCAUGCGCCAAGCAGGCGUCAGCAUGGGGCAGCCCCCUUUGCGCCACCAGCAGCAGCUCCUGCUUCUUCUCCUGCUCCUCCUCUGGAGCCCUGGGUUGUGGGCAGGGGAGCCUAGUGGUCGCAGCACUAGCAGCGCCCUGGAGGAGCUGGCCACCGACCAGGAAGCCGAGGCCAGCCACCGCCAGGACAGCGCCAGCCUCCUGACCUUCAUCCUCCUGCUCACCCUCACCAUCCUCACCAUCUGGCUCUUCAAGCACCGCAGGGUCCGCUUCCUCCACGAAACCGGCCUGGCCAUGAUUUACGGACUGAUUGUUGGAGUGAUCUUGAGAUAUGGCAUACCUCCUACCAGUGGUCAUGAUAAGCCAUUCAGCUGCUCCCAGGAGGAUCGGGCUUUCACAACCCUGUUGGUCAACAUCAGUGGGAAGUUCUUCGAGUACACUUUAAAAGGAGAAAUAAGCCCUGGAAAAAUACACAAUGUGGAACAAAAUGACAUGUUGCGAAAAGUUACCUUUGACCCAGAAGUAUUUUUCAACAUUCUUCUGCCUCCCAUUAUUUUCCAUGCUGGUUAUAGUCUGAAGAAGAGACACUUCUUCAGGAAUUUGGGUUCUAUUCUGACUUAUGCCUUCCUGGGAACUGCAGUUUCUUGUUUCAUUAUUGGGAAUCUUAUGUAUGGUGUUGUAAAACUAAUGAAGCUGGUGGGACAACUCUCAGAUAAAUUCUACUACACAGAUUGUCUUUUCUUUGGAGCCAUUAUAUCUGCUACUGAUCCAGUCACUGUUCUUGCAAUAUUUAACGAUCUUCAUGCUGAUGUCGAUCUCUAUGCUCUGUUGUUUGGGGAGAGUGUUUUGAAUGAUGCCGUUGCUAUUGUACUGUCUUCUUCCAUUGUAGCAUAUCAGCCCACAGGAGAAAAUAUCCAUGCAUUUGAUGCAGCAGCGUUUUUUAAAUCUGUUGGUGUCUUCCUUGGUAUCUUCAGCGGCUCUUUCAUGAUGGGAGUGGUGACAGGGAUUGUGACGGCGCUGGUAACAAAGUUUACAAAACUUCAUUGCUUUCCUUUGCUGGAGACGGCUCUCUUUUUCCUAAUGUCUUGGAGUACAUUCUUAUUGGCUGAAGCAUGUGGUUUUACAGGUGUGGUGUCUGUCCUGUUCUGUGGAAUCACGCAAGCUCACUACACGUACAAUAAUCUGUCAGUUGAGUCAAGAAGCCGAACCAAGCAGCUCUUUGAAGUUCUGCACUUCCUAGCUGAGAACUUCAUAUUUUCUUAUAUGGGCUUAGCUCUGUUUACUUUCCAGAAGCAUGUAUUCAGCCCUAUAUUUGUCAUUGGAGCUUUUAUAGCUGUUUUCCUGGGAAGAGCGGCACACAUCUAUCCACUCUCUUUCUUCUUGAACUUGGGCAGAAGGCACAAGAUCAGCUGGAAUUUCCAGCACAUGAUGAUGUUUGCAGGUCUUAGAGGAGCCAUGGCAUUUGCUCUAGCCAUAAGAGACACAGCGACUUACGCUCAUCAAAUGAUGUUCUCCACAACACUCCUUAUUGUCUUCUUUACUGUUUGGAUUGUUGGGGGAGGCACAACUCCCAUGCUUUCAUGGCUAAAUAUAAGAGUUGGCGAACAUGUUCCAUCGGUGGAGGAGAUGAAUGAAAGCCGCUGGCUGUACUUCAGAGUUGGAGUUGACCCAGAUCAAGACCCACCACCCACUAAUGACAGCUUCCAAGUCUUACAAGGAGAUGGUCCAGAUGCUGAAAGAAGGAACCGCACAAAGAAGGAAAGUGUCUGGAUCUUCAGGCUGUGGUAUAGUUUUGACCACAACUACCUCAAGCCUAUUCUCACACACAGUGGUCCUCCACUAACUACAACUCUCCCCAGUUGGUGUGGAUUAAUAGCACGUUGCUUGACUACUCCCCAGGUUUAUGAGAACCAGGAGCAGCUUAGAGACGAAGAUUCUGACUUUAUCCUGAAUGACAGUGACCUGACACUGACAUAUGGAGACACGACAAUAACUGCUAAUGGAUCGUCUGGCUCACACACUGCUAUUACCAGCCUUGAUGGCAGGAAAACAAAAAGUAACUCAGAAGAGGCUUUGGAGCGUGAUCUGGGAACAGAAGCACCUGAGGUGAUGAGCAGAGGCACUCGGCUAGUAUUUCCACUGGAUGCAUGAUGACUUGCUUGAUAAAAAUGUAGCAAUAGGCCCACUGCCCAAGUAGCCAAGACAUUUACUGGCCUUACUGUCAGUGAAGGAGGUCGACAAGUCGAUUUAACAUCUCUUGUACAGGUGGUUUUAUUAAGUCUGAAGAUGCCCUCCCCUCAUCCCAAUCUCUUUUUCUUUUUUUAAAAAAUGCUCAAGAUGCUGGCAGUGUCUAAGCCAAACAAGCAAAAAAAUGGUCAGGCUCUUGCUUAAAAAACAAAUUACCUACUUGAAAUUAAAAGCAGCAUGUUAUAAUCAUUUUGUUCUGCUGCUCCACUCAGCUGAUGAGAUGUAUGGGGAUAUUAAUGAUAAUUAAUGGCUGGAAUUAUUAGCUGAAGUGGCUAAGGUAAUUCAGAACCAGCAAAAGCCUGGAAACAUGGGAGAAUUCUGCAGUUGAUGUUAGACAUCAGUGAUAAAGGUGCAAUGUUUGACAUAUACUUGAAAAAUGCAGAUGCAAAAGAGGACAUUAUAUAUAGUGGCCACAUUAUCAGAAACAUUUUUGGGGACUUGUUAUUGAAAGCCCUCCACCAUGCUCCAUGUAAUUCCAAGGCGAUAUAAAAAGAAAUAUAUUAGCAAAGUUUUGUAUUUAUGUGUCUAAAAGGGGAAAGAAAGGACAACCUCUGGACAAUUUAUUCAGAAUUUCUGUGUCUUAAAACUGUAUCUCAAAGUCCAUCUGUGUGCUGUCCAAAAUUUACCUUUUCAGCCUCAUGCCCCUAAUAAAUUUGAGUCUGAUAGUUAAACUCUUAAAAUUACCUAGAGGAAAUCGUUAGUCAUCCUGUCACAGUUUUCGAAUGACCUUCCUUUCCUCGCCUACAGUUGCGAAGACAGUAUUGAGUGAUUGCAAUGCAGUUGCUGACUUAUCAGUUGCACAAGAGGUAUUGGUGGAAUCUGCUUCAGGUUCCUGUAGUGUGUUUGGACUUAAACUGUUACCUUUAAUUCCAGAGGACGAGUUUAUGAUAAAUGUAAUGCUUAAUUGGAUGCUUGUAUCAGAACAACAAAAAAUGUUUUUCUUUCUGUUAGAAAGUCUGUGUGUACGUGUGUGUAUGUGUGUUAGUGGAAUAUUGCACUAUGAUCCUGAUGUUUAAAAAUGGUGCGGUGCCUUUUCUGUAAUAAAGGAGUACCAUGCUAUAAUCUGAAAAGGGAAGAUUUUUCCUAGGGCAGAGCUGGGAAAUCUGUGGUCCUCCAGAUACUGUUGGGACUCUUUUAAGUCCCAGCAAUCUGUUCAUUGGUGAGGGAUGAUGAGAGUAGUGGUUCCUCAACCUCUGGAGAGGCACGGCUUCCCCACUCAUGGUCUAGGCAUCAGGGAUGCUUAGUUACAAACAUGCCACAUGCAGCCCUAAUUGUGGAUGACUGAUUUUCCAUGAUGCAAUCAGGUAGCUUUCUACUGCUUUUCUCAUCAACUAUUUGGGCUGCUGAAAGCAGGUUUAUAAACAAUGUAAUGUUUUGUCUUUUAAUGGGUCAUUCUUUUUAAACUAACUGCCCUGUAAUUUAAAUAUGACAGAGAUGCUUAGAAAAAAUAAAAAAAUGUUCUUUCUCAUACUUUCCUUCAUUCCAUGACACCAUUUUUAAACUUUAUUUUAAUCUUGUCUGUGAAGAAGAAAAAAACUUGAACCAACCUAUGUAAUAAAGUUCAUCAUUUCCUCUUCUGUUUUUUUUUAAA
This is a messenger RNA of Sceloporus undulatus (fence lizard), 3935 nucleotides long. It is a transcript of the gene SLC9A7, whose product is annotated as solute carrier family 9 member A7. Lineage: Eukaryota; Metazoa; Chordata; Lepidosauria; Squamata; Phrynosomatidae. Gene Ontology annotation, cellular component: recycling endosome; membrane. The coding region runs from base 101 to 2248 and encodes 715 amino acids. Gene Ontology annotation, molecular function: sodium:proton antiporter activity. Gene Ontology annotation, biological process: sodium ion transport; regulation of pH; proton transmembrane transport. The transcript has 17 exons. The record is from RefSeq and is a predicted model, not a curated record.